UGUUGGCCACAGUUGUUAGAAGACAUCAAAUUUUCAGAGUCCAUAAUAGUGUUUGAGAGUGCUUCAGUUUUACCUGUGUAGUCCAUAAUAAUAUCUAAAAGUGUUUCAAGUUAUAUCUGUGCAGCCCACAGUACUAUUUGAGAGUGCUUCAGUUUCUCAGUUAUUUAAAAGUCAAUUAUGGCAUCUGUUGUGGUUGAUGUUGUUCUUGAAAAGCUUGGUGGGAUGUUGAUAGAAGAGAUAAACAAGGAGGUUUCACUUGUCUGUAACUUUAGAAGUGACUUUGAAUGGCUGAGCAAGAAGCUCACAAAUAUAAAAGACUAUCUGAGAGAUGCAGAUGCCCAGAUUGCACACAAUGCGUCCGUGAAUAGAUGGCUGCUGGAUGUUGCAGAGAUCGCUUUGGAUGCAGAGGACAUACUGGACGAAUAUGCUGUUCACUCAAAAGGUACUCAUAGUGAAAUCUCCGAAACCUCUUGUGUAUGCAGUGCUUUCAGUUAUUCUCAGUUAGUGUUUCGCUAUAAAAUGGUACGUCGAAUUAAGGACGUGAAAGCUAGAAUAGGGUCCAUUAUGAAAGAUGGAAAAGAGCUGAAGCUUGUUGGGGAUGUCACUCAUUCAAACCAACCCUCUACAAGUACAGCACAGAAUGUAAACUGGAGGGGUUUCAAUAUGAUAGAGAGGGAUUCACAUCCAGUGGCUAUUGAGUCAAAGGUUGAAGAAAUCCUCCACCUGCUCGAUGACCCUGCUGCUCCUGUCAUCGCCGUUGUUGGUAUGGGCGGCGUUGGGAAGACAUUUUUAAUGCAAAAUGUUUUCAGCAGAAUAAAGGAUAAGUUUGAGAAGUCAAUCUGGCUCGCUAUUUCUCAGACUUACUCCCUUAAAAAGUUGCAAGCUUCUUUGGCCAUGGAACUAGAUUUGAACGAGGUUGUCAAUGAGAGGGUAGAUGAGGUAAAGGCAGCAGAGCUGAUUCAUGGCCGUUUAGCAAGCAGAAAGUUCCUCAUUGUGUUGGAUGAUGUGUGGAGGGCAACUGAGCAAGAGAACUUGGUAUUGGCACUUGGCAUUCCAAGGGGGAAUAACCCUGAGAGCAAAAUUGUGGUCACAACACGAAGCAGACAUGUGAGCAGCAACAUGAAUGCUCGUGUUUAUGAGCUGCAACCUUUAUCAAAAGAGGAGAGCUGGAACCUGUUUUGCGCUUUUGCCUUUAAAGGAAAUCAGCCAACACAUCAUCUUGAAGGGAUUGCUCGUCAAGUGGAAGGGGAAUGCGGGAGAUUGCCCUUGGCUGUUAAAACAGUGGCAGCAUCUCUGGCGAACACGACAUUAUCUAGGGAGUGGGAAUCUAAAUUGCAGCAGCUAAGAGCGGCAUCUUCUACCGAGGAUCCAAUUAUGCAGAUUCUCAAGCUAAGUUAUGAUUCUCUCCCUGCUCAUCUUAAGCCCUGUUUUGUGUAUCUUUCUUUCUUUCCCGAAGAUGAGGUAAUAGACUACCAAUAUCUCAUAAAUCUGUGGGUGGCGGAAGGAUAUAUUCCUCAAGGAGACGACCAACUAGACAUUGGAUGGAGUUAUUUAUGUCAUCUUGAAAGUCUAUGUCUGGUCGAGAGAGUACAUGACCGGAAUGAUAUUCAUGGUCAUGGUUUGUCGAAUAAAAGUUUCAAAGUGCAUGAUUUAUUGCUUGAUUUGACCAUCAGCAUAGCAAAAGAAAGUCAAUGUGCAUUUAGUGUGGAAGAAGCCUUCAAGAAAUAUCUCAUUGUGAAAACAGGCAGGACGUGUCGCAGAAUUUUAAUGGGCAACAGAAGCAUAGGCGAUGAUGAUGUAGAGGUAAGGGUAAGAAACAGGGCAUAUUCUGCAUCAUAUCUUCGCACUAUAUCCAUUUCAAAUAAUUCGGGCAUUCAAAAUAUUCCACCAAUCUUGAUCAAUGGUGCGAGAGUACUGCGUGUACUUGACUUGAGUGGGACUGGAAUCUCGGCAUUGCCCACUUCUGUUGGAAAUUUAAAGCUCCUUAGAGUUUUGAAUUUAAGUUGGACAAAUAUUACCAAGGUACCAGAAUGUGUAAGAAGUAUUAAGGGUCUUCGCUUCCUUGACAUUUCUUUUUGCAGCAGUCUAGAACAGUUCCCUGAGUGGAUUGGUGAGCUCAAUUGUUUGGAACAUCUGGAUAUCCGCGCAGACCGUAAGAAAUCCAUGCCGAAAGGAAUAUCAAAGCUUGUGUCUUUACAGGUACUGAAAUUACGUUUAGAGAACAACCUGUCUGUGGAAGACAAUGACUUCUUACAGCUGCAGCAUUUUGCCAAUUUGGUCAACCUCCGUGAAGUGCGGAUAACUAUUGGUCACGAGGCUGAAUCACGAGGCUGAAUUGAAGAGUAUAGAAGAUGGCAUCCUCGCCCCGUUGGUGAAGAUGCGUGAUCUGACAAUAGUUAAUUAUGCUAAUGAAGGUAAUUAUGCUAAUGCAGAUAAUUGUCCACCUGUAUCGGAGAAAAUGUUAGCUAUGAAGGAUCUUGAAUACCUUUGGCUAGACCACUUUCCAGUGCCAAAUUGGAUAUGUGGUUUCUCAAAUCUGAUGGAAUUGAUUUUAUUGAGCUGUGAUUGUGUUGAAUAUCCAGCACUAGAAAUCAUGCCCAACUUAAUAACAUUGUAUUUAAGCGGGAAUAGCAAUUGCAAGGCAUUGCCAAAAGGGUUUGGGAAGCCCGGGGGAUUCCCUCAGCUACGGUUUUUCAGAAUUGAUGGCUUUGAGGUGUUAGAGGAGUUGCCAAAAUUAGAAGAUGGAGCGAUGCCACGCCUUGAGAUACUACAAGUAGGCUUUUGUGAGAAUCUAAAGAAACUUCCAUGUGGAUUACAGCUCUUGAAAAGUCUAAAAGAGUGUCACUUGUACUACAUGAAGGAGACACAAAUGUCUGAGAGUGGGGAAUUAUUGAAAAAACUGAAAGCCAAUAAUCCCAAUGUCAAAAUUGAGGUUGUAAAAUGCUGAAAAGCAAAAGGUGUAUUUUUAUAAUUUCCUUUUAUAAUGUAAAUGAUUGUUUCAUUGUGUA
Messenger RNA from Cryptomeria japonica (Japanese cedar), 3008 nucleotides. Its product is annotated as disease resistance RPP13-like protein 4. The transcript has a single exon. NCBI's taxonomy places the organism in Eukaryota, Viridiplantae, Streptophyta, Pinopsida, Cupressales, Cupressaceae. The coding region runs from base 178 to 2334 and encodes 718 amino acids. Gene Ontology annotation, molecular function: ADP binding; protein binding. The record is from RefSeq and is a predicted model, not a curated record. Gene Ontology annotation, biological process: defense response to other organism.